GGGGAAGAGGGAAAGCGCCCGGACUGGCGGACUCCGGGAGCCGCGGGGAGUAGCGGGGAGCAGCGGCGCUCCGUGAGUGAUCUCCGGGACCCGGGGACGGAGGCGACCGGGAGAAGGAGGGGAAGUUGGACGGAGGAUUGCAGCUUGGUUACUGAUGGCUUCCCCUAAAAUUGCUUCCCUCUCUUGGGGGCAAAUGAAAGUGCAAGGCUCUACCUCAACCUACAAGGAUUGCAAAGUAUGGCCCGGAGGCAGUCGGGCUUGGGACUGGAGAGAAACAGGAACUGAGCAUUCCCCUGGAGUGCAGCCUGCAGACGUGAAGGAAGUCGCUGAGAAGGGCGUGCAAACCCUGGUGAUUGGCAGAGGGAUGAGUGAGGCCCUGAAGGUGCCGCCAUCCACUGUGGAGUACCUCGAGAAACAAGGCAUUGAUGUGCGGGUCCUCCAGACGGAGCAGGCGGUGAAGGAGUAUAAUGCCUUGGUUACCCAAGGGGUCAGAGUGGGAGGCGUCUUCCAUUCCACCUGCUGAUGGAGCCCACGGAGGGGAAUAAAUCACUAAGCAAUGA
Molecule: messenger RNA, 560 nt
Organism: Microtus oregoni (creeping vole)
Lineage: Eukaryota; Metazoa; Chordata; Mammalia; Rodentia; Cricetidae
Product: mth938 domain-containing protein
Exons: 4
Coding region: 155-523 (122 amino acids)
Biological process (GO): positive regulation of fat cell differentiation
Cellular component (GO): cytoplasm
Source: RefSeq, a predicted model, not a curated record